AUGGUUUUUAAAAAUGUGUCUAAAGAAUUACCAUCACUAAUAGAUAAAAAAAGUGUAGAAGAAGGAAUAGUUGAUGAUAAAAUAGUUUCAAAUUGCUUAUCAGAUAAAAAAAAAAGAAAUAUAGAAUAUACAUCUAUUGAUAAUAUUGGCAAUAUCAGGGACACUGAUGAUACCAAAACAAUACAGGGACUACGUAAUGAGGCGGUUCUGAUGGGAAAAGGAAAAAAUGAGUUCACUGAUGAAAUGGGUUGUUUUAAAAGAAAAGGCAAUAGUAACGAAUUUUCAGAUGAAAAUCUUCUAAAUGUUAACAAUUUAGAUUGUAUUGAAAAUAAUACAUAUACAAGCUAUAAUUAUUUAUCACCAUUUUCUGAUCAUUCAUAUAAAUUUGAUGAAUUUCAUCCUAAAUUAAGAAGUAAAAGAAAUUCUAUAAUGACUUUAAAAGAAAAAGUUAUUGAAACAUCAAAAGAUUUUGGUGAAACUUUUAAAAAUGUUGCUGGUAAGACUGUUCGCCAUGAAGUUAUAAAAUUUGGUGGAACAACAUCAGCACAUGGUCUACCAUUAGUUGUAAAUUCCACCCAUUGGUACAGCAAAACAUUGUGGUUUCUUUUAUCUAUCUGUUCAACAAUUGUCUUUAUCUACCAAUGCACAUUAGUAGCAGAGAAGUACAAUAGAAAAGAAAAAAUAGUUAAUGUUGAGCUUCAAUUUGAUUCAGCUAAAUUUCCUGCUAUCACAAUAUGUAACUUAAAUGCUUUUAAGAAACAUCUUGCUAAAACAGUACCAGAGUUACAAGAUACAUUACAUGCUUUUAGGCAGGCUGUUAGUUUUAGUAAAGGUGCCUCAAAUCACCUACAAAAUGAUGUAAAAAAACGAAAUAAAAGGAGUGGAUUUAGGUAUGUUCAGUAUGAACCUGUUAUAUCAGAUUGUGAAUGUCCUUCUUAUGUUAGUAAAUCAAAAGAUAGUAAAGAUAAUGAAUGUUUACAAAAAGAUGGAGUUCCAACAAGUAAUAUUACAACAUGUAUAUGUAAUUUUGAUAGACAAGAUUCUUCUAUCUGGCCAUGUUAUAGUAAAAGUACUUGGAGGAAUGAUUUUUGUCCUGAGUGUAAUGAUAUAGGUUAUUGUAAUUUACCAGAUACCAAUGGAACCCAAAAACUUCCUUGUUUAUGUCAAAAUGAUAUUGGAUAUUGUUUAUUACAACCUGAUAGAAUAAAAAAAGUUUGGGAAAUUAAGGGUACAGCUGUUCCUAGUGAAGAUUCUCCAUAUAGAGAUGAUUUUUUAAAACAACUUAAAGAAUUAGGAUAUGAAAAUACUACUGAUGAAGUUGCUAUAACAACAAAAACAAAAGAAAAAUUAGUUUUAACUAUGGCUGGCCUUCCUGUACAAAGGAGAAUUGCUUUAGGUUAUGGUAAAAGUGAAUUUAUAAAAAUGUGUUCUUUUAAUGGAAAUCAAUGUGAUAUUGUUAAAGAUUUUAAACUUCAUGUUGAUCCUGCAUUUGGAAAUUGUUAUACAUUUAAUUAUAAUCAAGAUAAAUCAAAAAUAUUUUAUAGUAGUAGAGCUGGUCCUUCAUAUGGAUUAAGAAUGAUGUUAUAUGUCAAUUCAUCAGAUUACCUUCCAACAACAGAAGCAACAGGUGUAAGAAUUGCCAUUCAUGAUCAAAGUGUUUGGCCAUUUCCUGAUACUUUUGGUUAUUCUGCCCCUACUGGUGCUAUUUCUUCAUUUGGUUUAUCAUUAAGAAAAUUUCGUCGUCUUGGACCACCAUAUGGUGAUUGUGUAGAGGUUAAUGAAACAUUACCAAAAGAUUAUAUAUUUAAAAAUAAUGCUUAUGAACCAGAAGGUUGUUAUAGAAGUUGUUAUCAAACAACAAUUAUUAAUAAAUGUAAAUGUGCAGAUCCUCGAUAUCCAACAUCAAAUAAUCAAACACGAUAUUGUGAUAUUUUAGAUAUGAUGGAAAGGCAAUGUUUAUUGCAGGAGGGCACGAAAUUUACAAAAAAUAAUAGUUGUAAAUGUAGACAUCCAUGUCAACAAAAUGUAUGGACAACAACAUACUCUGCAGCCAAAUGGCCUUCAGGAUCUUUUAAAGUAGGAUCAUGUAAUAAAUCAUUAGAAGAUUGUAUAAAUCAUUACUCUUCUCAUGCUGCAAUGGUUGAGAUAUACUAUGAACAAAUGAGUUAUGAAAAAUUACAAGAAUCUGAAUCUUAUUUAUUUGUAAAUCUUAUUUCAGAUAUAGGUGGUCAGGCUGGUUUAUGGCUUGGUGCUAGUGUUAUAACAAUAUGUGAAAUAACUUUUUUCCUAUUUAGACUUUUAACAGUUUAUUGUAGAAUGCCAGUAAUUCCAGUAAAAAAUGAAACAGAUAUUAAAGGUGGAAAAUCUAAAUGGUCUCCAGUAAAUAUAAGAGUAUAUGAAAGUUCUGAUAAUAUAAAUAAUAGAGAUUCAUAUGUAGAAACAGAUUCAAUUGUUAUUAGUAAUCACACCUCUACAACAGAUGAAGAUAGUAGUUACGGGUCAAAAAAAAAAAUAAGAACUAUUUACGAUGGCAAUAAUAUAAAGCAAAAAAUUGAAGAGAAUUUAGAUGAUAAUAAUGAAAUUAAAAACAAAAAAAAAAUUAAAACACCUAAAAAUAUAAAUAUAUAA
Strongyloides ratti is the source of this 2628-nucleotide messenger RNA. RefSeq names its product Na+ channel, amiloride-sensitive family and Degenerin family-containing protein. Gene Ontology annotation, molecular function: ligand-gated sodium channel activity. Gene Ontology annotation, biological process: sodium ion transmembrane transport. The transcript has 3 exons. The coding region runs from base 1 to 2628 and encodes 875 amino acids. The record is from RefSeq and is a predicted model, not a curated record. Gene Ontology annotation, cellular component: membrane. Lineage: Eukaryota; Metazoa; Nematoda; Chromadorea; Rhabditida; Strongyloididae.